Messenger RNA from Trichosporon asahii var. asahii CBS 2479, 1686 nucleotides. RefSeq names its product endopeptidase. Gene Ontology annotation, molecular function: aspartic-type endopeptidase activity. Gene Ontology annotation, biological process: proteolysis. Bases 1 to 1686 code for a protein of 561 amino acids. The transcript is spliced from 2 exons. The record is from RefSeq and is a predicted model, not a curated record. Lineage: Eukaryota; Fungi; Basidiomycota; Tremellomycetes; Trichosporonales; Trichosporonaceae.
AUGCUCCCCACCACGACCGCGCUGGCCCUCCUGGCCACCAUGGGCUCGGCAGCCCUCCUGCCGCGCGACCAGGCCACGCACGUCGACCUGGGCUACUUUGACCCGUCCAAGCUCUCUCCUGUCGUCAUCGGCGGCAUCCAAAAGCGCGACCCGAACGCACCCCCGACCGAGCGGGAACUCGAGGCCUUCGUCCUCGGCCUUGACGAGCGACACCUCCGCACCCGCGCCAAGUACUCUUGGAUGCUGGACGAUGAGCGCAAGCGCUCCCUUCAGAAGGAGGUCGACGCCCACCAGCAGAGGAAACGUAACCUCGUCAACGAGAUUAUGCUCGAGAAGCGCCAGAUUUCCGGAAACGAUACUGAGGGAGGAGGCAAGGACGGAACCUCGGCCGGCGACGGAUCAGGAUUCGGCAACAACGGAAACGGAGGCACGAGCGAGACUGAGCUCACGAACUGGGGUGGCGACAUUUUGUACACCGUCCCCGUGUCGAUCGGCACGCCCCCGCAAAACUUCACGACGCACAUCGACACUGGCUCCCCGACGCUGUGGGUCUACGGUUCCAAGUGCCAGGACUCUGUGUGCCGCGGACACGCUAGCUACGACGAGCAGGCGUCUUCGACUUCGCAGACGUCCGGCGCGCCCUUCUCGGUCACAUACGGCAAGGGCUAUGUCGAGGGCGGCGCUUACAAUGAUACGGUGGAGAUGGGUGGAUGGAAGGGCACGCAGGAGUUCGGCGCGGCCGACUACGUCAAGGACAUGAGCACGUAUGCUCUCACGGACGCGAUCGGUCUCUCGGGCUGGUCGUGGCAGGUGCCUUCGAAGCCGACGCCGUUCUGGCAGAACCUCUGUGAGGCGGGUGCGUGGAACAACCCCAUGUUCGGCCUUUACCUCGCUCGUGACACGCGCAAGACGCCCUCGAUGGAGGAGGAGCAGGAGGACCCGAGCAACAUGCAGGGCACGAAGCCGCUGCAGAGCAUGACGAACGGCGGCCGCAUCUCCAUGAACGGCUACGACAGCUCCCUCAUCAAGGGCGACAUCACUUGGGUCGACCUGACGAGCAGCCGCCAGCCGUUCUGGCGUGUGCCCAUCUCCUCGCUCCGUGUCGAGAAGACGAGCGAGAGCGCGACGCACACCGACCUCGUGCUCGACAGCGGCACGUCGCUCGUCUACAUGCCGCGCGAGCAGUUCAACGCCUUCUGGAACGCGAUCCCCGACGCCACCCGUCUUUCGUCGCAGUACCGUAUCCGCUCCUCCCAGACCGACUACCCCAUCUUCCCGUGCAAGUACGCGGACAAGCUGGAUAUCCGCAUCGGCUUUGGCGGCAAGGAGUUCAAGAUCUACGGUGGCGAUCUCAUCAUGGACUCGAUCGACGGCAAGUGGUGCGUCGGCUCGUUCCAGGACGGCACCGGCCUCGUCGACGACAUGCAGACGUACCAGCGCUCGGCGUGGCUGGCCGGUGACGCCAUCAUGAAGAACUUCUACACCAUCCACCGCUACGACCCCCCAUCGGUCGGUAUUGCGGAGCUCGCGGACGGCACCCAGAGCACCAAGGCCGACGACCCGGCGUACACGGGUGGCGGUACGAACAACGACAACGGAGGAUCGGGCAAGAGCAGCGGCGCGUCGGCGACGAAGGCGAGCGCCGCCCUCGUCGCGGCUGCCGCCGUCCUCGCCGCGGUCGUCUAA